Messenger RNA from Neurospora tetraspora, 638 nucleotides. RefSeq lists its product as uncharacterized. The record is from RefSeq and is a predicted model, not a curated record. The coding region runs from base 184 to 471 and encodes 95 amino acids. The transcript is spliced from 3 exons. Lineage: Eukaryota; Fungi; Ascomycota; Sordariomycetes; Sordariales; Sordariaceae.
AGUCCGUCAGUCGGUAACUCGACAAGUCCGACAAGACCUAUCAACCAGUACCGUACCGGCCUGAUACCUAGUUCUAGUGAUCUACCAAACCGAAACCACCAGAUCAGAUCAGAUCGGUUCCCGGUUCUCCGUGAUCUUAUACACAAGCCAACAACAAACUUUGAAGUUUCCGGGGGAAAAAAAAUGACGUCCCUCUCCCUUUCCAAGAAAGAAGCAGAAUCCCAAGUCCGCUCCUGGGGAUUCUCCCACGUUUUUACGUGGACUGAUGGUGGUGGUGCUCACUACGCCCCUCACAAACACUCCUCCCUAACAACGCACCUCAUUCUCUCCGGCUCUUUGACUAUCGCCUACCCGGGCUCAGAAAAGGAGAAGACGACGCAUGGACCUGGGGAGAGACUGGAUGUGGACGCCGGGCAGGUACAUGAGGUUUGGAUUGGAGGGGAGGGGUGUACUUAUGUUAUUGGGGAGUGAUUACAGUGGGGACUGGAGUGAUGAGUGGGUGAGUGAUGGGUAGGUAAGUGGAUGGUGUGAAGAAUGAGUAAAGGAGAGGAGAGUAGUGAUAAUUGUAUGAGAGAAUGGAGAUGAGAUGCUUUCUCUGAACUCACAUUUGAUAACAUAACAUACACCAUACCAACCGG